CUCUCUCUCUCUCUCUAAAAAAGUAAAAACUCCCUCCCCUUAGCCAAAAGUGAGCCUUGAGUUUCAGGUCUCCCUCGUUUCGUCCUCCAUAUAACCUCGCACGUCCUCUCUGCCAAAUCUCUCCCUCUCCUUUCUCAACCCAAGAGUCAUGUCGUCCUCGGGCGGCCACUCCGGCAGUGUUGGCGGUCCGAUCGCCCCUCAGCUUUACUUCUGCCACCGGUGCGACCGUACGGUUUCCCUCACCCCCUCACCUACCUACGAUCUCGUUUGCCCUCUUUGCAGCGGCGGCUUCCUCGAAGAGAUGGAAACCCCCAACCCUAACCCUAACCCUUUCCCCCCCAAUCCUUUCUUCUCCUUCCCCUCCUCCGACGCCCCUCCCUUCGCCUCCAGCGGAUUUCCCCUCCUCUUCUCCUCCUCCGCCUCUGGUCCCGCUCCCGAUUCCGCUCCCGCCCCUGCCAAUCUCGCCGAUGAUCUCUCCUCCCUCUUCGGUGGCGCACCCUCACGCUCCUCACCCUUUCAGGACCCCGACGCCUUCAACCCCUUCGUCUUCCUCCAGAACUACUUGCAAACCCUGAGGGCAAAUGGUGCCAAUGUCCAGUUCGUGAUCGAUGGCAGCCCUGGCGGCGGCGGCGGGGACCCAUUUGGUUUUCGUGUUCCCACCAAUCUUAAUCUCGGCGAUUACUUCUUUGGCCCGGGCAUCGAGCAAUUGAUCCAACAAUUAGCCGAGAACGAUCCAAACAGGUACGGCACCCCACCUGCCUCUAAGUCCGCCAUCGUAGCCUUGCCGGUUGUGAAAAUCUCAGAGGAGUUGUUGGCUUCGGAUUCGUCACAGUGCGCGGUGUGUAAGGACUCAUUCGAGCUCGGUGAGGAGGCCAAACAGAUGCCCUGUAAGCACUUAUACCACUCGGAUUGUAUUCUGCCUUGGCUGGAAUUGCAUAACUCAUGUCCUGUCUGUCGCCACGAGUUGCCCACUGAUGAUCCUGAAUACGAGCAGAGGAUCCGUGGGGACUCCGGAAAUGGCAAUCAAACUAGUCAAUCUGCGGCUCCUGGUGGGACUAAUAUUUCUAUGGGCGGUGGUGGGAGUGGUAGUGGGUUUGGGUUAGGAAUUGGCACGCCAUCUCUAGACAAUCCGAGUCCAAGUCCUCGAACGGUGGAGCGGAGGUUUACCAUUUCCCUACCACGCUUUUUUGGGGCACUUGGUGGUCCGGCCGAGACUAGCAAUACUGGGAGUGGAAACAAUGAGGAGUCGAACUCAGGGAAUAGGGGAAGGCAUAACCCUGGAUCGGAGGAGCCUAGGCAAGAAGAUCUUGAUUGAGCACAAUUGGUACAGUUGGCAGAUUGGAUAUGCAACCAAUUGUUGAACAAAGAGAAAGAUCUUACACAUUAACAGUUAGUGACAAUUGUUUUUCUCUAAAUAUUUUGUCCUGAUAAUCAUAGGUAAAUGUCCAUCGUUAUUUUUCAUUGUUGUGAAUUCUUUUAUAGAUUCAUCAUCAAUUUAUGAGAAUUUUAUGUGCAUGAUCCGUGUUGUCGAGUGUCGUGUAAUUUUUUAUUUUUAUUUUUAAAUUUUGGUACCAUGGUAAUUUUGGGGAUAUGUCUGUAAUAUGAGGCAUUGUCUUUCUUUCUUAAUUGGCUUAUAUUGUAGUGUAGCUGUGAAA
Messenger RNA from Malus domestica (apple), 1655 nucleotides. RefSeq names its product E3 ubiquitin-protein ligase RING1-like. The record is from RefSeq and is a predicted model, not a curated record. Gene Ontology annotation, cellular component: cytoplasm. Gene Ontology annotation, biological process: protein ubiquitination. Gene Ontology annotation, molecular function: ubiquitin protein ligase activity. Lineage: Eukaryota; Viridiplantae; Streptophyta; Magnoliopsida; Rosales; Rosaceae.